UUGUCGGAUGCGACGGUGCAUUCGGCGGGACAAUCUGGCUGCUACUGUCGGGACUGCCUCAUCUUUCGCAAGCAUGAAUGGCGCAUUGGAGACAUGAACGCUGCCGUUGUGGGACCCCGUGACGAGUGGCUCAUGUAUUGCUGGGGGGAUGGGGAGCGAGGGCCGUUGUGUUCACGAACAACAGACGCCAUCGCCGAGCCCUACCUUAUUCCGCCCAUCGUGGAGAACAUUACUGUCCAAGAUGCAUCGAAACGGAGGUGGAAAAUUGAACGAGAAGCGAAAUUCACAGCAGUUGCGUCAGGAAAGUACCAUACAUUGCUGCUUGCGGGUAUAUGUAAAUCCAUCCAGUCCUUUCUUGAGGGUGAUGACUGGAUGCUCAGAAUCGCACCAAUUGUUUGCGUGUGGCGACAACUCGUACUUCAAUUUGAGCACUCCAUUGGAACCUGGAUCUGACCCGUGCGACAAUUUCACGACGACCCCGACGGCCGUGGUCGACAGCUUCAAAGGGUUGGGGCAUUCUCGCAUCUUGUCCAUCGCGUGUUCGGACUUUGCAUCGUUUGCACUUGUGGACAAACCCAUCGACGAUGACAGCGACAGCGACAGUGUGUUCAAGCAACGACCUAACGAACUGCACAUCAAGUCUGCGAAGAAACGCCAAAAGGACAACGAGCCAAAAGAAGUCAACGAAUUUAACCACGUGUAUUCGUGGGGGCGGGGGGAGAGGGGGGUGUUGGGUCAUGGCACCACCGAGUCGCAGCCUGUGCCUCGUAUCAUUGACGCGUUGAACUACUACAAGGUGACCCAGCUGGCCGCGGGUCGUCAGCACGUGCUGGCGCUGACGGAAUCCCACGGCGUGUUUGCGUUUGGGAACGGGGGGCACGGCCAGCUUGGUCUGGGCACCACGUCCGACUGCCUUGUUCCUACCCACGUCGACACUUUGGAGGGCAUCCACGUGACGUUUGUCGCUGCAGGAGACGAGUUCUCCGCUGCACUCACAGAUACUGCGGGAAGUCGCCAAGUGUUUAUGUGGGGAUGUGGGAAGCAUGGUGUUCUUGGCAACGGUAACGACGACGACAAGCUCAAACCCACGCGAGUCCAAGCUUUGCGUGGCACAAAAGUCCGAAAGUUGGCAUGCGGGGGCUCACACACCCUCGUGGUCACUGAGCCAGCGGGGGCCAAGCUCAAAGGCACGACAGUCGUCAUGUCGUGGGGCUGGGGUUUGUAUGGCCAACUCGGCCACCGCGACAACUGGGACGUCGCCACCCCCAAACUCGUCGAUGAGAUCCUCCACGAGCGAAUUGUGAGCGUCAGUGGGGGCGCCAGGCACUCCCUCGCGCUCUCCGAGUCUGGAAACGUUUGGGUAUGGGGUCAGGGCAUCCACGCCCACCAGCCAGCCGUUGGCCAACCCAAAGACUGGACUAGCUCCGCCUUGCUCUUCCCUCGCAAGGUCUACCUGCCAAACAUCCACGUCGUUGGCGGCGUCGCAGGGCGAGGUCGAACGUUUGUAUGGGGCGAUCGAGCCACGACGAGCGCAAAGGAACAUCGCCAAGUGUCUGGCAUCGACACCCUUUCCAGUGAAAGCCACUGCAGCAUGUCGUCGGCUAGCACCGUGCUGAGCUCCAACAGCCUGCGGGUCCUGUAUGCAUGUGGCUCGUGUCAGAUGGGGACGGUGUGCGUCGUGUGCGCCGCGCGAUGUCACGGCGGCCACUGCCUGACGUUGCGAUGGACGUUGGACAACUGCUUGUCGAGAGACUGCGAUUGCCAUGACACUGGGAAAUGCCAAGCGAUGGCGGGCGAUCGUAGUUUUCCAGGGAAAGACGAGUAAACGCUAGCAUAUAUAUGUAUAUAUAUUCGUCCCCUACUAUAUAUAUAUAUGUACGUUGUAUGUGUGUGCCGUGGUUGUCUACGUAAAACUGAGCAACUCCCGCAGCAAUUGCUCGUCUUCCUUCUUCACAAACCGGCCCUUGACGCGUAAUCUUGAAUCGGCAAAGUUCUUGCGCACGUCGUACUUGACUUCUUUCCGCCACACCCGUUUCUGUCGCUUGUCCAGAAACUUCUCCACCCGCUUCCGGCGCGAGUCGGGCGAGUACGCGCCGACAAAUGCCGCCUUCUUGUCCGCGUCCGACAGCCCCCCCGCCGUCGUGUUGAGCGUGCCGCUGAGGAAGGCCGACGCGUUGAGUCUCGCGGCGCCGGGGAUGCCGAUGGGGCGGGACGUGAGUCCGUCCGACGGCUCGUGCUUGAUCUUGACGCCAUCCGCCCCCAACUAGCCAUAGUUUGGUCAAAACGAGCCCCGAAUGGUAGGGGCGUACCUUGGACGACUGGUCGAGGAAAU
Messenger RNA from Aphanomyces astaci, 2332 nucleotides. RefSeq lists its product as hypothetical. NCBI's taxonomy places the organism in Eukaryota, Oomycota, Saprolegniomycetes, Saprolegniales, Verrucalvaceae. The transcript has 15 exons. Bases 149 to 1825 code for a protein of 558 amino acids. The record is from RefSeq and is a predicted model, not a curated record.